UAUGCCGAUUUUCCAUUAGUAAUCGUUUAACUCCCACGGUGAAAGGUGAUCUUACGCCCGGUGCAAAUUUUAUACCAUGAUGUCUCGAAGUCGAAAAAUGGUUAAAAUGGCGCAAGAAUAAGUAGUAAUUGCACCAGAAUCACCAAAUAAGGAUUUAGAUGAUACAAGAACCAAUAUUAUCAUAUUUAAUAAAGCUUUGCAACAUGACAUUCUCUUUGGGGAACAAGGAGAAGGUCCUGUAAAUGUUGUUAACUAUAUCUUAGGUGACCAAGAUAUUUUUUUUACUUCGUGACAAUGUAUUUCCGAUAAUACUGAAAAAUGUAAGACUUGAUGUUUUACUUGAAACUGACGAAACUGUGACUAAAACUUGUAGUAGUGUAAGAUCACGUUUAGUAGACUAUUCGGACUCAAACGAUGAAGAUACGUUGUAUCCAGAGCAAUUUAGUGACAAAAUACCGGAAGAUGAACAUAAUCAAGAAAAAAAAAGGACUCGGCAGAACCAUCAACCGAAAACAACAGUCCUUGUGACUCUGACGUAUUAUCUUCUACUAGCAUGUCUUUUUCUGAUGACAGUAACCAAUCUAGUGCCGAAUCUACCUCUAGCAGCAAUUAUUUAAUAGGAAGGAAGAAAAAAAAGGCAGGAAGUCUUAGAAACAAAAGACUGCGAAAUUCAGGUUUAUCUCAUUUAAAUUAUAAAAAUGAAACAGUAAAGGCCAAGUCUAUUUUACCAAAUCCCUGUUUGAAUAAAAAAUGUGUAAACAAUUGCAAUGCUUUUACGGAGGAGGAGAGAUUAGAACUUUUCUCGCUUUAUUGCAGUAUGGAGAGUUCAGUGGAAAAAAAAAGUUUUUUGAAUGGAUGUGUUAAUGUAGUACUAAUAAAACGCAAGAGGACUAAAAAGGAAUCGUCAAGGAGGGGCCUUACAUACCAAUAUUAUUUCAUGAAGGAAGGGAUGCGAGUUCGAGUUUGUCAACAAUUUGUAAUUAACACUUUAAACAUUACACAAAAAAUUAUUAGAAACUCCAUUCAAGGAAAACUAAAAGAAAAUAGGGACCAUAGAGGAAAACAUACGCCCAAGCACAAAAUGAAUGAAGAUCAAAUAAAUGAGUUCGACAAUUUUAUAAAAAAUCUGCCGAGAGUACCCUCACAUUAUUGCCGUGCCUUAAGUAAUAGGUUGUAUCUUUCAAGCGAAAUUAGAAAUGUACAAAAUCUGUUUAGAAUGUACGAAUCGGUAGUAAAGAGUCAUGGAAAUAAACCAAUUAAAGUCUCAGCGUUUAAACAAAUUUUUAAAGAAAAAUAUAUUGGAAUACAUAGACCUAAAAAAGAUAAGUGUCUGAAAUGUGAAAAAUAUAAAAAUAUUCCAGAUGUUGAAAAAACUGAUUCCGUAAAAGAUGACUACUUAAAACACACCAAAGAAAAAGAUGAAGCAAAACGGAUUUUUCUUGCAGAGCAGGAAAAAUCUUCGAAAGACGGGUUUCUUGUCAUGUCGUUUGACCUACAAAAAGUUCUUUCUACACCACAUGGCCCAAGUAUGAUUUUCGGUUUCUCAAGGAAGUAUGCCGUUUACAAUUAUAUUAGGCCUCGUCUCCGUAAAUAA
Anthonomus grandis grandis is the source of this 1594-nucleotide messenger RNA. RefSeq lists its product as uncharacterized. The transcript is spliced from 2 exons. Bases 554 to 1594 code for a protein of 346 amino acids. The record is from RefSeq and is a predicted model, not a curated record. NCBI's taxonomy places the organism in Eukaryota, Metazoa, Arthropoda, Insecta, Coleoptera, Curculionidae.